Molecule: messenger RNA, 1115 nt
Organism: Ananas comosus (pineapple)
Lineage: Eukaryota; Viridiplantae; Streptophyta; Magnoliopsida; Poales; Bromeliaceae
Product: MOB kinase activator-like 1A
Exons: 7
Coding region: 142-792 (216 amino acids)
Biological process (GO): positive regulation of protein phosphorylation; signal transduction
Cellular component (GO): nucleus; cytoplasm
Molecular function (GO): protein kinase activator activity
Source: RefSeq, a predicted model, not a curated record
UUCAAAUUGGAAUUGAAAAGUAAUAAGAGAGAACGAGAAAGAUCAUAAUAAGAAUAAGCCAACUUCACAUUCUCAUUAAUUCCACCUCUUUAUUCCUCUCCCUGGUGCUGUUAUUCACCCUCUCUAUUCCAAAAGAGAGACAUGAGCCUCUUUGGAUUAGGAAACAGAAACCAAAAAACUUUUAGGCCCAAAAAGAAUGCACCAUCAGGGAAUAAGGGGGCGCAGCUGAAAAAGCAUAUCGAUGCGACCUUGGGCAGCGGGAAUCUGAGGGAGGCCGUUCGUUUGCCGACCGGAGAGGAUCUCAACGAAUGGCUCGCCGUCAACACUGUUGACUUCUUCAAUCAAGUGAACAUUUUGCACGGCACUCUCAUGGAGUUCUGCACGCCAACGACCUGCCCCACGAUGUCUGCAGGGCCAAAGUUUGAAUACAGAUGGGCUGACGGAGUUCAGAUAAAGAAACCCAUAGAAGUUUCUGCGCCAAAGUAUGUCGAGUAUUUGAUGGAUUGGAUCGAAGCUCAGCUCGAUGAUGAAUCUCUAUUCCCUCAAAAACUCGGGACGCCUUUUCCUCCGAAUUUCGGAGAAGUUGUCAAAACGAUAUUUAAGCGUCUGUUUCGGGUGUACGCGCACAUCUAUCACUCUCAUUUCCAAAAGAUUGUGAGCCUCAAGGAGGAAGCCCAUCUCAAUACUUGCUUCAAGCACUUCACACUAUUCACAUGGGAGUUUCGCUUAAUCGACAAAGCAGAGCUCGCCCCUCUUAACGACCUGAUUGAGUCCAUAAUCCUUUCGUAUUGACUAAUCAGGAUCAGUUUACAAAAUCAGAAAAAAAAGAAAAAGAAAAAAAGAAAUGGAGAUGAUUGAUUUUUAUAGCUUGUUUUUUUCUUUUCCCCCAAUCCUUUUCACAUGAAACUUUACCAUCAAGAAGGUUCAUAUUCUCACAAGGAGUCUUUGUAUGCAUGGUACCCAAUUUAGUAGUUAUUCCAAAAAAAUGUAACACUUGCAUGUAGUGUGGACCUGCAUAUAGACACCAUCGUGUUAAUAAUUUUUUUGUUGUAUUAUUAUUUUUGUCGAACUUCAAAGUAUAUAUAUAUGUGUGUCGCGCACGCAGCUUUGAGAUU